CUGACCUGUCGCUGUACCAUUCUGUGAGGCAAGGGGUGAAGGCGAGCAAUGUAAGAGUCAGGCUGAAGGUGUGUCGGGGUAUAAGUAUAUCACACCGAAUUGGAUUCAUUCACUAGAAAAAUACAUCCACCAUGGCAAAAUAAUAUCCCUGUAACACGGAAGAGACGCAAAGUCACUGUCGUGACCGCGAAGUUUUCAGUCAGGGGAAGGCAACGGUUAGCCUGGGAAGCUAGCUACUGUAGCUAACGCGUUACAUAUACUCGCUUUUGCUAGCAACUGACCUCCACAACACGGCGCAUUGGUCUAGUGAUCAAUAAGUUACCCAUUCCUUGUCGUCAGCCCCCCUUGUCUCCUGACCCAAAGUGGUGCCCUGCGUCCGGGUCCUGGGAAUAUGAGACAGAAUGAGUCAGAGAGAUACCCUAGUUCAUCUGUUUGCUGGAGGGUGUGGGGGAACGGUAGGAGCCAUCCUGACCUGUCCCCUGGAGGUGGUGAAGACCAGACUACAGUCAUCCCACAUCACACUCUACGUGUCUGGGGUGCAGCUCAGUACCGUCAAUGGGCCCAGCGUAGCACGCAUGUCCCCUCCAGGACCCCUGCACUGCCUCAAGUUGAUUCUUGAGAAAGAAGGAGCCCGCUCUCUGUUCAGGGGCCUGGGGCCGAAUCUAGUGGGUGUGGCCCCCUCCAGAGCCAUCUAUUUUGCUGCGUACUCCAGUGCCAAAGAGAGACUGAAUGGAGUGUUUCAGCCGGACUCCACACAGGUCCACAUGGUAUCUGCUGGCUUGGCAGGGUUCACAGCCAUCACAGCUACCAACCCUAUCUGGCUCAUCAAGACUCGCAUGCAGCUGGACUCCAGGAACCGCGGGGAGAAGCCCAUGAAUGCGUUUGAGUGUUUGCGGCGGGUGUACCAGACAGAAGGCCUGCGAGGGUUCUACCGGGGAAUGUCAGCGUCCUACGCUGGAAUCUCAGAGACUGUGAUCCACUUUGUCAUCUAUGAGAGCAUCAAGCGGCGCAUCCUGGAGGCCAAGGCAGCGCAGCACAUGGACGAGGAGGAGGAGGCGUCCAAGGACGCCUCUGACUUUGUGGGGAUGAUGCUCGCCGCCGCCACCUCCAAGACCUGUGCGACGUCCAUCGCUUACCCCCAUGAAGUGAUCCGGACCCGGCUACGGGAGGAAGGCACCAAGUACCGUUCCUUCUUCCAGACUCUGACCACGGUUCCCAAGGAAGAGGGCUACCGGGCGCUGUACCGCGGCCUCACCACCCACCUUGUGCGCCAGAUCCCUAACACCGCCAUCAUGAUGUGUACCUACGAGCUAGUGGUCUACAUGCUGAAUGGUUAACCUCUGACCCUUGACCCAAGAUGAAAUCCCAGAGAGAGAUGGGCCGACGUGGACGGAUGGCAUAAAGAGACCCCAGAGAAAUUAAACAGGAGAGGGACCAGAGACAGUCAUCUCUCCCACCUCCAGUCCCUCCAUCCUGUUUUUCUAAAACUAAAGCAAAUUGUCCCAAAAGCACCUGUUUUUUUGGGAUGGGGAGUUGGGUUAUUGUCAGGGGUGCACGACACAGGAAGAGGGGUUGGUAGACAGGAAAUCAAUGUUUGUUUUGGGGAUAUGGUUUAAAGUUGUUUAAAAAGAAGCUGUCUCAUUGAAAAUGAGCCCUUUCUCUCACUCUCUCUUUUCUUGCCCUCUCUUCUUGUCUCUCCUAAAUAAGCGCAUAGCUUACUGGAGCAGGUACAUUGGGGAGAGCACUCAAGCUAGUUUAGAGUCUAACAAUGCUAAUCAUUUAUCUGGUUUGUGUGUCAAGGGGGCAAUUGGUAGUAGAGGCUUGUUGAGUGCAGGGAGGUCUUGAGGUGAGGAUAGUGUUGGAGUGAGGUGGAUAGGGGAUGUGCCUUGCAUGACGACUUCAACUGACCUGUACAGAUGCAUAAUAAUGAUAUGUGGGGAAGCAAAGUUUAGACCAGCCCUGGUUUCUGGAUCUCAGUAGACCACAGUUGGACCGCAGGCAUUCAGAACCACACACAGUGCUGGUCGGGUCCACUUUGUACUCAGGACGAAGCCUGGUCCCCUCCACCCCAGUUGGACCGUAGGCAUUCAGAACCACACACAGUGCUGGUCGGGUCCACUUUGUACUCAGGGCGAAGCUUGGUCCCCUCCACCCCAGUUGGACCGUAGGCAUUCAGAACCACACCCAGUGCUGGUCGGGUCCACUUUGUACUCAGGACGAAGCCUGGUCCUCUCCACCCCAUUUGGUCAACAUGCACAGGGGGCUAGUCCACUCUGACAGGCCUAACCUAGGAGACUGGCUUGCCCUGACUGACAUCCUGACUAACACUAGACAUUGAUACUGGAAGAAACAUGCAGAAGUCUUUACUGUACGGCCUGGUCAGUGUGGACAGCACUUUGGGCUCUUUCUGUGUGCAUUCUGUAAAGUGAGUUGGGUGACCGUAAGUACCUCUGACCCACUCCCUCAGCACCCAGACUGACCAGAAUCAUCCGCCCUUUUUAACUACUUGAAUCUUAACCAACUCAAGGAAUAACAAACUAAAGACGAUGGGAGCAUUGUCUCGCGUCAGAAGCCAUCGUGCUAUCUGAAGUGAGACUCUGCUAUGAUAGUGAAACAACCACCAACCUUGUGAAUAUACUAAGAACAAAAAAAUAUUAACAGAAAAUCAAUAACUUAACAAGACAAUUUUAUACACUGAACAAAAAUAUAAACGCUACAAUUUUACUGAGUUUACAGUUCGCAUAAGGAAAUCAGUCAAUUGAAAUAAAUAAAUGAGGCCCUAAAUCUAUGGAUUCCACAUGACUGGGCAGAGGGCGCAGCCAAUCCGAAUGAGUUAUUCUCCAAAAAAGGGCAUUACCAGGUGGCUGGUCUCAGGCGAUCCUGCAGGUGAAGAAGCUGGAUGUGGAGGUCCUGGGCUGGUGUGGUUACACGUGGUCUACGGAUGUUAGGCCGGUUGGAUGUACUGCCAAAUUCUCUGAAACGACAGAGGCAGCUUAUGUUUGAGAAAUUAACAUUCAAUUCUCUGAACACCUCUAGUGGACAUCCUUGCAGUCAGUGUGCUAAUUGCACACUCCCUUAACGUGAGACAUCUGUGGCAUUGUGUUGUGGGAUUAUCUUGGUGAAUUAGAAAUGCUCACUGACAGGGAUGUGAACAAAUUUGAGAGAAAUAAGCUUUUUGUGCAUAUGGAACAUUUCUGGGAUCUUUUAUUUCAUCUCAUGAAACCAACACUUUACAUGUUGCGUUUAUAUCUUUGUUCAGUAUAAUAAUGAUUAAAUGGUAUAUAUUAAUGUCUUCAUAAGAUGUAACAUUGUUGAAUUUUUCUGCCCAGUCAUGGGAGCGUAAAACUAUAUGUUUUGGGGAAAAUUCAGGGUGAACCUCUGAACCCCCAAGGUUUCCUCUCCCCCUUAGACAAAUGUGUGAUUCUUUAUGCACUUUUCUGUAGACCUGCUCUGACCUACAAUUGCAUCUCUUAUUUCUCUGCCUCAGCAUCCAAGCAAGUGUUACAGAUGAGACAAUCCUCUGUCCAGUGUUCACUUUGGAGGUGUGUUGUUGUACAGUUUAGUCUGCGUGUGAGAAUAGAUGGGAUACUCGAGUGUAUGUGAUGCUACAUGCUACGGAGACCCUAUGUUUCUAUCUCUAUACUUUAUGCAGUAUAUGUGUAGUUAGAAGAAAAAAGACGGCGUUUCAAACCCGAUUUUCUAAAAUGUUUAAUUUUGAAACGUCUUUUUCUGGUUUGUUUUGUUUGAUUUCUAAUCGGACUGUUUUUCGAUGGAAAACAAAAAGAUGCUCUACCUACUUCGCCUCCAUUUUAUUUAGCUGUUUUUCCUGUUAUUUUGUUUGAGUUCUGUUUCAAAAUGACGAUGUUCAUCUCCUUGUCUACCUGUUGUUUACAUUCAGCUGUGUGUAACCAUAGACGCCCUCACAUACUGACCUUUCCCCGCUCACAUGAUAUGAGCACAAAGAGCCUUUCCAGCACAUGUAAGCUUCACUGCAGCCAUUCACUCAAAUAUCCACAGGUCACACUAAUGCUAGAAAUAAGAAUUAGGUUUAUAACAGUUCCUUAACAGAAAAUGACUGUAUUGCUACUCAAUAUUCACUCUGGAACCCAGAAAAUUAAGAGUGUAAUGACUGGAGCUGUAUUAAUAUCUAGAUAAAAGAAAACCAGCUACAGUUUGAGAUGUGUGCAUUGUUCAAAUGCACCUCUUCACUCUCCAUGCCAACAGAUCUGGGUGACAUGGCUGAGACAAUCAUGAAGGCUGUAGAAGCAACUAACAACCCCACUAAAACAACUAAGGCUGUAUGUAGUACGCACAUUCUAAAGAGGGUCAACGGUGAAGUCCGCUUGUGUUCCGCAAACAAAACAACCUGUACCUCUGAGUGACUACACCAAGGGUUUCAGAGCUCCCUCCUCAGGGACCACUGGACGUUUCACAUAUUUGUUGUAGCCCUAAACUGGCACACCUGAUUCAAUUAGUCAGCCAUCACCAAUUGAGUUGUGCCAAUUUGGGGCGCCAACAAAUCUAGUGGUCCCUGAGGAGAGGUUUGGGAAGUAUUACUCUACACCAGGGAUGGGCAACUUUGAUGGGGGUGGGGGCCACUAAAUCUGAACUCAUCAUGAGGGGCCACAUUUGCUCACAGGUCUGUGUACCUACAUCCCCAAAAAUAUUAAAACACUUAUUGCACACAGUGAGUCCAUGCAACUUAUGUGACUUGUUAAGAUAAAUUGGAUUCAUGCAGGGUAGUAACAUAAUGAGUUGGGAUUAUGGUUCUUUGUUUACCUAGCUAGCUACAUGUCUUAACAAAAGAAUCCACUAUGCAAGUAACCAUUUCGGGUGCGUUCGUAAAUUCAGUCUGGCCAUCUACUCUGAUUUCAGAGCACUAAUCUGAAUUGUGCCAAACUGCAGAAUAACUGAUGAAUUAACGAACGCUCAACACCCGUUGAAUAUGGUUGGUGUCUGUAAACGUCUGCAAACAAGCAUAAUGAAAUUGUUGCCAGCAGCACAGUUAGUCACCAACGCUCUGGAUAACAUGAAAACAGUCUAACCAGCUCUGCUAGGGCGAGUAAAAUGGUCAGAGUGGGGUGUUCUCAUGUUUGUCUAGAAGUAGCUAGCCAACUUUAGCUUGGGUGCUUGACUGCCGUUGAAUGUUCGGAUCAACCCUACUCCUCGGGCCGGGGCAUCCAGUGUACGCUCCGAGUGCGAAACACUCUGAAUUUAUGAAUGGACAGCACAGUUGCACAGUAUCUGGCAGCACAGUUGCACAGUAUCUGGCAGCACAGUUGCAGUCACUAACGCUCUGGAUAACAUAACAGCCCAACCAGCUCUGCUAGGGCGAGUAAUGUUCAGUGAGCUAUUCUCUCAUUUGUGUCUGGAAGUAGCUAGCAAGUCAGCUUGGGUGCUUGACUGCUGU
This is a messenger RNA of Oncorhynchus gorbuscha (pink salmon), 5410 nucleotides long. Its product is annotated as solute carrier family 25 member 36-A-like. NCBI's taxonomy places the organism in Eukaryota, Metazoa, Chordata, Actinopteri, Salmoniformes, Salmonidae. Gene Ontology annotation, cellular component: mitochondrion. The record is from RefSeq and is a predicted model, not a curated record. Gene Ontology annotation, molecular function: pyrimidine nucleotide transmembrane transporter activity. The coding region runs from base 402 to 1337 and encodes 311 amino acids. Gene Ontology annotation, biological process: pyrimidine nucleotide import into mitochondrion. The transcript is spliced from 7 exons.